CUCUGGAAGAACGUUAGUUAUUGGAACCCGUUCAAUUAACACACAAACUCGUCAUGUCUGGUCGCGGUAAAGGAGGCAAAGUAAAGGGAAAGUCAAAGACUCGCUCAAGCAGAGCUGGACUUCAAUUUCCCGUCGGUCGUAUCCAUCGAAUGCUGCGUAAAGGUUCAUACGCUGAACGUGUCGGUGCUGGCGCCCCUGUAUAUCUGGCUGCUGUCAUGGAGUACUUGGCCGCUGAGGUACUCGAGUUGGCUGGAAACGCAGCGCGUGACAAUAAGAAAACGCGUAUCAUCCCUCGCCACUUUCAAUUGGCGAUCCGCAACGACGAAGAAUUGAACAAACUUCUCUCUGGUGUCACCAUCGCUCAGGGUGGUGUUUUACCCAACAUCCAAGCUGUUCUCUUGCCCAAGAAGACCGAUAAACCCGUCAAGACUUAAUUCUUACGUCGCUAUUAUUGUCGACAAACGGCCCUUUUCAGGGCCAACACAAUUUUCAGAUACGACGAUAUGUCACUGUCAUAUUUUUUAAAGUUUAGUCAACUAGAUUCAAAUGAAUAUAGAGUCUGUGCUUGGAUUUGGUUUUGUAGUGUCAAACGAUUGUUCCGCUCCGAACGACCGCAACCAUUGUAAACAAAGUCGUAUCUAUCUGCUUCCCGUUCCCUUUUAAUCCACCCUUCCCCCUAUCCAUCCUACUAAAUUUCUCUGUAGUCGUGAAAGAAUAAACCCUUCCAUCCCACCUUUGUAAAUAAAAUGGAUAAACCCGUA
This is a messenger RNA of Daphnia magna, 761 nucleotides long. RefSeq names its product histone H2A. The record is from RefSeq and is a predicted model, not a curated record. Gene Ontology annotation, cellular component: nucleosome. Gene Ontology annotation, molecular function: protein heterodimerization activity; structural constituent of chromatin; DNA binding. The coding region runs from base 54 to 434 and encodes 126 amino acids. NCBI's taxonomy places the organism in Eukaryota, Metazoa, Arthropoda, Branchiopoda, Diplostraca, Daphniidae. The transcript is spliced from 2 exons.